AUGAAUUAUGAACUUUGUUUGGAUAGCAACAGAAAAUUAUGUAACAUGAAGUCAUCGAGUUCAUUGGUUGAAAGCAAUGAGAUUUCACUGGGUAGUAAUCCAGAAUUUAUUGUCAAUAAAGAAUGGAAAUUAAUUAAACGCAUAGGAGCUGGAUCUUUUGGGGAAAUAUUCUUAGCUCUAAAUAAAAGGACUGGAGAGCAAGCAGCUGUCAAACUGGAAGCUUAUAGACCAGAUGCUUCUAUUCAGCUUCAAACAGAAUGUCAACUGUUUGAGAGCGUUAAGUAA
Heterobilharzia americana is the source of this 285-nucleotide messenger RNA. Lineage: Eukaryota; Metazoa; Platyhelminthes; Trematoda; Strigeidida; Schistosomatidae. The record is from the annotation of a GenBank genome assembly.